This is a messenger RNA of Aegilops tauschii subsp. strangulata, 852 nucleotides long. Lineage: Eukaryota; Viridiplantae; Streptophyta; Magnoliopsida; Poales; Poaceae. The record is from RefSeq and is a predicted model, not a curated record.
AUGGCGCUCGUCCCACAUGGCGGCGGCGCGGGCGGAUCGGUGUCGAUGGCGAUGCCGAUGCUCACGCCGGACAACUACACGGUGUGGGCGAUCAAGGUGCAGGCGAUCCUCGACGCCCACACUCUGUGGGAGGCGGUGGCGCCGGGCGACGCGACGGUGAACGGGAAAAAGUGCAAGACGGUGCGCGCGAUGAUCCUCGGUGGGCUACCGGAGGACGUGCUGCUGCAGGUGGCGAUGAAGCUCACCGCCAAGGAGGUAUGGGACUCCCUGAAGGUGAGGUUCGUCGGCGCCGAUCGGGUGCGCGGGGCAAGGCGGGCGACACUGCGCGGGGAGUUCGAUCGCCUGAAGAUGGUGGACAGCGAGGUGCUGGAUGCGUACGCCGGAAGGCUGGCAGGAAUGACGGCGCGGUUCGCGAACCUCGGGGAGACGCUGGGCGACGCAGAGCUCGUGAAGAAGCUCCUGGACACGGUGCCCGAUCGGCUGUUCCCCGUCGUCACCGGGAUCGAGAAGUUUUGCGUCAUCGAGGAGAUGACCUUCGACGAGGCGCUCGGUGGCUGCGCGCGUUCGACGAGCGGGUUCGGCACCGUGGACAAGACGGCGGCGAGCGCAGCGGGGAGCAGCUCUCAUGACGGCGGCGCAGUGGGCAGCGCGGGAGCAUCGGCACGGCGGAGCUCGGGACAACGACGACGGCCGGAGCGUGGCGUCGGGCAACGGCGGCAACCGGCGCGGCCGCUGCUACGACUGCGCGAGCGCGGCCACUUCAAGAGGGAAUGCCCCAAGCUGCGGAGGGCGCCGGCGGCGGAGCAAGCAAUGUUGGCGGACGUCGGCGUCGAGGACGGCGGACUACUCUAA